This is a messenger RNA of Penicillium griseofulvum, 1563 nucleotides long. Its product is annotated as Ribosomal protein L32e. The transcript has 7 exons. Gene Ontology annotation, cellular component: cytoplasm; ribosome. Bases 1 to 1563 code for a protein of 520 amino acids. Gene Ontology annotation, molecular function: oxidoreductase activity; structural constituent of ribosome; nucleotide binding. NCBI's taxonomy places the organism in Eukaryota, Fungi, Ascomycota, Eurotiomycetes, Eurotiales, Aspergillaceae. The record is from RefSeq and is a predicted model, not a curated record. Gene Ontology annotation, biological process: NADPH regeneration; translation.
AUGUCUAUCGGCGUCGCUAUCAUCGGCAGUGGUCUCUUUGCGCAAGAGCAGCACCUACCUGCCGUCCAAGCUGCCUCAAACUUCGAACUCAAGGCCAUCUAUUCUCGGUCCUUGAAGUCAGCCCAAGACCUCGCCAGCGGCACCUCUGAAGUCGAUCUCUAUUCUGAAGACUCAGGCUCUGGCAAAUCCUAUACCGACCUACUGGCUCGCUCAGAUAUCGGGGCUGUGAUCAUUGCGUAUGAGACCCCCGUUUUCUUACCACUCAAACAACAGGGCCAAACACUAACUCUCGACAGUCUUCCUAUUCUGGUUCAGCCAGAGUUCAUCAAGAAAGCACUUCUCGCUGGCAAGCACGUCUUGUCUGAGAAGCCCAUUGCUAAGGAUGUUGCCACUGCCCAGGAGCUUUUGAAAUGGUACAAGAGUGAGAUCGAUACCAACAAGGUCUUCUGGGCCGUCGCCGAGAACUUCCGUUAUAUGACCAAGUUCCUCUUCGCGGCAGAGCAAGUCCAAAAGCUGGGCAAGGUCCAGAACUUCCGGGUGAACGUUCACAGCCUGAUGGAUGUGAAGAACAAGUACUUCCACACCGCUUGGCGCAAGACUCCUGGCUACCAGGGUGGAUUCCUUUUGGAUGGUGGUGUGCAUAUGACUGCUGCGCUGCGCCUGAUGCUAGGCCCCGCAGAGCGUCUUAGCAUUCUGUCUGCGCAGUCGCAGCUGCAGCAAUCGUUCCUGCCACCGGUUGAUACAGUUGAUGCUGUUGCCAAGACUGAAUCUGGUGCUACGGGUGUUAUCUCUUUGUCGUGGGGAUCGUCGUUUGAUGAUCAGAUUUUCGAGGUUGCUUGCGAGAAAGGUGUCGUCACCUUGAACUUUGAUGAUGUGAUAGUUAAUGGCGAGAAGCAUCAUGUUAAGUUUGAUGGCAAGGGUGUUGAGCCAGAGGUGGCGGAGUUUGCAAACUCAAUUCUGAGUGGAAAGCCGGAUACCAGACAAUCUCCCGAGGAAGCAUUGGCGGAUCUUGAGAUCUUGGAGCAGAUGUUGCGGAGUGGCGAGAAAGAUGGCGAGAAGUGUGGGUCUCCCACUCUGCUGCGGGAGAACCUGAGAGAGAAGUUUUCGAGAUUGAACUCCGACCCGACAACUCUCGAACGCCCGGCGAGACCCAGCAAUACCGACAAGAUGGUCGCCGCUAAGCAGCACAUCCCUAUCGUGAAGAAGCGCACGAACCGCUUCAACCGUCACCAGUCUGACCGGUUCAUGCGCGUUGGCGCCUCGUGGCGCAAGCCCAAGGGAAUUGAUAACUGCGUUCGUCGCCGUUUCAAGGGCCAGAUGGCCAUGCCCUCCAUCGGUUACGGUUCCAACAAGAAGACCCGUCACAUGAUGCCUUCCGGCCACAAGGCUUUCCUCGUCCACAACACCAAGGACGUUGAGCUCCUCCUCAUGCACAACCGCACCUUCGCUGCUGAGAUCGGCCACGCCGUUUCUUCCCGCAAGCGUGUCGAGAUCAUCGAGAAGGCCAAGGCUCUCGGUGUUAAGGUCACUAACCCCAAGGGCCGUGUCACCACCGAGGCAUAA